CACAUUCACGUACUUGCAUUCAUAAGAAACACGAAAGUAAAAAUGUUUCUCGUUGUUACUAUAUUACUUAUAAUUAUACUUAUACUUGUAUUGGCCUUGUACUGUAAAAAAACUGCAGGUCAAUGUGAAAACAGCAAGCAUUUAGUUGGCAAAGUAGUGAUAGUGACCGGAGGAAGUUCUGGGAUCGGGUUCGAAGCAGCAAUGGACUUGGCGCAGAGAGGAGCGCGGGUGAUCGUAGCUAAUCGAAACCAGAAAAAUGGAACGGACGCCAGAGCUAAGAUUAUAGCUGGGUCGGGCAACAACGACGUCUAUUACUAUUCUUUGGACCUCACCAGCUUCAAAUCUGUGAGAAAGUUUGCGAAUAAUGUUUUAUGUACAGAAGAGCGUUUGGACGUCCUCAUCAACAACGCCGGAAUGAUGAACGGGGAACAUAAAGUAACAGAAGACGGGCUCGUUGCAGAAAUACAGGCAAAUUAUUUCGGACCAUUUCUUUUGACGAACCUACUUCUACCGCUACUGAUGAAAACUCCAAAGAGUAGGAUUGUAAAUGUUUCGUCGGUUGUUUAUAAGCUCGGCCGAAUAGAUCUGGAUGAUCUCAAUUUGCAUAGUAAAAGUUGGAUUACAAAAUAUUUCACGUACGCUACUACAAAAUUAUAUAUCAUGCUGAUGACAGUGGAGUUGGAUCGACGUUUGCGUGGCUCCGGCGUUACAGUAAAUGUUGUACAUCCCGGCUAUGUGGCUACGAACAUUUUAAUCAAAGACGGCUCCGUACUGAAAAAAAUUGGACUAAAAAUGUUUGGAGACUUCGUUAAAACCGCUAGAAUGGGUGCUCAGACGAUCAUUUAUUUGGCUGUGUCACCUGAAGUUACAGACGUAAGUGGAUGUUAUUUUGAGGACUGCAAAUUGGUAAAACUGAACAGAAAAGCCAACGAUAUGGAUGUUGCAAGAAAACUUUGGGACAAAUCAUUGCAGUUGGUACACUUAGAGUAA
Messenger RNA from Aricia agestis (brown argus), 990 nucleotides. Its product is annotated as retinol dehydrogenase 13-like. The transcript has a single exon. The record is from RefSeq and is a predicted model, not a curated record. Bases 43 to 990 code for a protein of 315 amino acids. NCBI's taxonomy places the organism in Eukaryota, Metazoa, Arthropoda, Insecta, Lepidoptera, Lycaenidae.